Messenger RNA from Leguminivora glycinivorella, 1606 nucleotides. Its product is annotated as U6 snRNA-associated Sm-like protein LSm4. Gene Ontology annotation, cellular component: spliceosomal tri-snRNP complex; P-body; U6 snRNP. Gene Ontology annotation, biological process: mRNA splicing, via spliceosome; spliceosomal snRNP assembly; nuclear-transcribed mRNA catabolic process. The transcript has 2 exons. The record is from RefSeq and is a predicted model, not a curated record. Gene Ontology annotation, molecular function: U6 snRNA binding. The coding region runs from base 146 to 550 and encodes 134 amino acids. NCBI's taxonomy places the organism in Eukaryota, Metazoa, Arthropoda, Insecta, Lepidoptera, Tortricidae.
GCCCAUAAAACACCUAAAAUUCUAACCUAUUUAUGCGACGCUACGUUUUCAACUCGAAAUUUAGCUUCGCGUAAAAAGUGUAUUACGAAUAAAUUCACACUAUUUAAGGAAUUCUACGAUAACUUAAGUGUUUCAAAUCAUCAAAAUGCUCCCAUUAUCGUUACUGCGGACCGCUCAAAACCAUCCAAUGCUCGUAGAACUUAAAAAUGGCGAGACGUACAACGGUCAUCUGGUUUCUUGCGAUAACUGGAUGAAUAUCAACUUGAGAGAAGUUAUUUGCACAUCACGAGAUGGCGACAAGUUUUGGAGGAUGCCAGAGUGCUAUAUUCGAGGCUCCACGAUCAAAUACUUACGUAUUCCUGACGAAGUUAUUGAUAUGGUUAAGGAAGAAACUCAAGUGAAGUCCCGCGGCCUCCGUGAAGUGUCGAAAGGUCGCGGCGGCAACAUGCGCGCGCGCGGCGCCGCCCGCGGGGCCUUCGGCGCGCGCCGCCCCGCGCCGCCUCCCACGAGGCAGCCCAACCAGCAACCCCGGCCCAUGAAGAAGAAGUAGACAAUAAGCUACACCGCUUCGCAAGAUUUAAACGAUUUUGGGUGUUAAAAAAAAAAUCCCUAAUAAGUAUUUAAAAAUAUUUUAAAUACUUAUGUCCGAGUCUCCCGGUUAUAGUUAAAAUCACGAAUAUCGAAUUUCACCACAUCUGUACGUAUGACAAGUCAGAAAGAGACUUCCGCUUGUAACUUGUAACUUUCAGUUUUGAGAAAUAGACCAUUGAUCUGGUGAAAUUCGAUAUUUGGGAUUUUUUUAAUGCCACGUCGGUGGCAAACAGGUGUACGGCCCGCCUGAUGGGAAGCGGUCACCGUAACUGUUGUUUCGGCUAGUGACUCUGAUGCAAUGCAAUGCAAUCGGUAAUUAUAAUAUAACUAUUUGCAAUCCUCAUCUUUAGCUUUACCACCAGUAUAGUGAAACUGUCAUGUUUUUUGAGAUAUUGGCACCUUUGAAGUGAAACUUAUAAUGCGACUUCCAUCUGACAGCCAACUCAAAUUUUGAAAUAACCCUUCCUAUUUUCAUUUCCACAUUACGAAGUUUCACUUCUUCGACUCCACGCACUAUUUUUUUCUUUUUUCUUUAUAUUUUUUUAAUUAAACGGUCAAUAUCUCAAAAUCCAUGACAUCUUCAGUAGUAUUGUUUUCGGUUACCGCGAUAGUUACUCAUGAAAUAAAACUAUGGCAUACAAUACAACAUGCAAACUAUGGAAACUGAUUAAAUCGCGUAUAAUAAAAUUACAAUUCAUCCCGACGUUUCGGACACAUUACAGCGUUCGUGGUCAACGGGUGACUGAGGAAAAAUUACAAUGUGCAAAAGCUACCCACAUACAAGAAAUAUUAACGAACCAUGACCAUAUUAAUAAACUUAUUUUAAGGCAGGUUAACACACUAUUUGCGCGAUUUAAUCAGUAUUCGUAGUUUUAUUUCAUUUUCAUUAAGAUCAAUUUUUGGUAUUUGUAUCACACUGGUGGUAAGGCCACUUGUGUCUAUUAGUCUACCAGUUACAAUAUAAAGUCAUUGACUGACUAUAGUUUAAUUUUUAUUAAAUUAAGGUUUUUGAUUA